Molecule: messenger RNA, 1362 nt
Organism: Paraphaeosphaeria sporulosa
Lineage: Eukaryota; Fungi; Ascomycota; Dothideomycetes; Pleosporales; Didymosphaeriaceae
Exons: 1
Coding region: 230-1111 (293 amino acids)
Source: RefSeq, a predicted model, not a curated record
UUCGAUAUUCGCCUACGCACAGCACUGUAUCGGCCCGGCAGCGCGGGUACGUUCGGCUCGCCUGGUUUAAUUUGUGUAGAUGAGGGCGUGGGAGGCUCGGAUAGAGCGGAGUCCGUUGGUAUGGGCUUUUGGAGAUUGUGGUGGUGCGAUAAGGAAGAUACUGAUCGAUGUAUUGGCCGCUUCAUAGGAACAGCACGCGUGUUUGCACGUUGCUCCGCGAUAGGCAGACAUGAUAUCACAUUUGAGGCCAAGCAGAGCAGAGGAGUCCGCAUGUGCGUCUCCAGCCCCUCCGCAUCCGCAACGUGCAUGGGCGCACCCUGCGCACGCCUUCUCGAUGCGGCAUCUCCCUCUACAUAGACAAAACAACGGCCCUUCACUGCUGCCCUCGCCAGCACAUCCCGAUCCGCUCGCUCGCGGCACGCAUGUCCCGGCCCCACCCGGGCCGCUCGAGCAUCCGUCCCAGUUGAGUUCCAUCGCGAACGAAAGCAGCCUCCUCACAUCUUCAGAGCCCCCGUCCAACUCUCUCCUACCAUGCCGUCAAACCUGGCAUAGCACCUGCAUCCGCGCCAGCGCCCACGCGUACCGCACCAGCUGCUCGCGAACCCCCACACCUCCGACCGGAGCGAGCCAGAUGCCCCUCCCGCGCGAAUCGGAGUCUGCCCCGCCGCCAAGCGGCGCCGCCGUUGCCGUUUACGUAUUCCGCUGUUUCGAGCGAGCCCAGCCCGGCCCAGACAGUGCGACGGAAACUACAGCACAUCCACUACUUACUCGCACGCCAUCUCUGAAGGUAGUGUCUUGCGCGGCUAACCGGAAGAGGUUUAUGGUAGGAUCCCUGCAUUUGCGAGGGAGAAAUGGUGGACGAGGUAGGAUGGGUGAUGCGAGGACGCGGUUUUCGAAGUUGAAGCGUCGUGGGAGCGGAGCGGGGGCGGGAUGGCGGGAGGAGGGUGGCAGGGCUUGGGCUUGGGGGGACGCAUGCGGCGUGCGAAGGCUGGGGCGUGUUUUGUCUUGGGACACGGCAGGGCGAGGUUCGUGGCGUUCGCUCGCGGGCGUACCACGACGCCAGCAAGGCAUCUGGCCGCGCAUGGCGACAGCGUCCUUUGCCCGUGCGUGAGACUGCAUACCCGUUUGCCAGAGCCACAGCCUGCAUGCACAAUUGCUCCAGUAGGAGCAGCCGCCGCCAGUGUGCAGAACAGCACAGGGAGUGCGCCCUCCUCGCCCGUCUCACCAGGUCGACUGUGUACAUCUGAGUACACCCCUGCGAAGCCAGCAUCCCUUUUCAGCAUCCCCAACUCGAACCCCCUCCCUGGCCAACGCAUUAUUACACAUCCUCGCGCGUCCAUGCCCGUGCACAGUGACAACCAG